AGGCAAGGUACAGGCGGCGCAGCCGUCGCAGGCGUCCUCGGCGCCCCCGGUGCCCGCCGCGCCCUCCGACGCGACGGCCCUGGUGCCCGUGGGCCCGGCGGGCGAGGCCGAGGACGACGGGAACCUCGAUAAUUUUAUCAACUCUACCAGGCCCCGGGACGUCUUCGACGGGCUGGGCAGCGGCCUGAAGGCAGCCACCGCGUGCACCUUCGGGGGUCUCACCGCCCUGGUGGCGAUGCCCGUCGUCGGGGCCAGGGAGGAGGGCGUCAGCGGCUUCGUCACCGGCCUCGGCAAGGGCGUGGUGGGCGCGGUGGCCGGCGUGGCGCUGGGCGCCACGGCGUGCGUGACGCAGGUGGUGCGGGGCGCCGUGAACACCCCCGAGGCGCUGCAGCAGGCGCAGGCGGGCAAGCGCUGGGACGCGGAGGCCUUCGACCAGCCGGCCCAGAGCCGAGCGCAGCCGCCCGCUCUCCUCGCGGAAGCCCGCCGGGGAUUGCCGCAGGCCGCCGGGGACCGCCGAGGACAGCAGAGCGCGCACGGCCGAGGACAGGACGCCACGGCCGCCGGCGGCGCCGCGCGGCACGUGGCCGACACGGCGCUGUACGACAUCAUCGGGGUGCCGUCGUCUGCGUCGGACGCGGAAAUCAAGCGGGCGUAUUACAAGGCCGCCCUGAAGGUCCACCCGGAUAAGAACCCGGGCGACCCCGAGGCACGAGCCCCUCCGCGCCUUCCCCGCCGUGUGGCCGGGCGGUGA
Molecule: messenger RNA, 751 nt
Organism: Prorocentrum cordatum
Lineage: Eukaryota; Dinophyceae; Prorocentrales; Prorocentraceae
Source: the annotation of a GenBank genome assembly